Messenger RNA from Parnassius mnemosyne (clouded apollo), 5067 nucleotides. The record is from the annotation of a GenBank genome assembly. NCBI's taxonomy places the organism in Eukaryota, Metazoa, Arthropoda, Insecta, Lepidoptera, Papilionidae.
AUGCUGUGCUCUGCGCGUUGCUCUUGUUUCCUGUGUCGAGAACUGCAAUCCUGCCGCGCAGCAGACGCGAGGAAACCACCGGCCAAACACAACAUGUCCGAUAAUUUUAUUCUCAAGAAAGCGGAGGCUUGGGAACCUAUCAAAUUCAUCCGCGGCGCCGCUCGACUGUCAGUCCGACAUUGGCAGAACAGGGAGCCUCAAGCGCAUCCCAAAACACGGAUCGUUGCACACAAGUCUACAAGUUGCGAGCAAUUGUAUCCAAAGACAGAGGAAGAACCAGGACCUUACCCAAUUAGAAGAGCUCCUAGUACAGACAGAAUCAAACCACACAUGGAACACAAACCGCUUUUUAAAAUGUUGGGGAACUCGCGUUCGAAGAAAGUUAAUACCAGUGAUGUUCCUGAUUCUAAGGUGCGCAGAAGUGUUCUUAAUUUUAGAAAAAGUGAAGGAUCACCUUCCAAAACUGUUCAUGAAAAAUAUAUGCCGUUGCCACAUGCUUCAUCUCAUAAUGAGCACGUUUACAAUGCACCCAAACCGUGGACGUCACAGUUCGAUGAAUGUUGCCGGCCACCAGUGUAUCAAAGUGUUGAAAAGAAAAAGGAUGAUAAAAAAGGGUCGGUGAGCGAAAAAAAGGCUUUCAGCAACAGACCACCGUGUUAUGAAGAGCUGGCUGAGAGACUGUCACAAGAAAAAAAUAAAAAAGUGAAACCACCCACUCGUGAUGGUGAAUUGGCUAAUAAAAUAACGCAAAACAAUAACAAAGUUGUCAUUUACUUUGGAGAUUCAAUCAUUCGUAAACACAGUGAACAGAAAAGAGAGGAGAGAGAAGCUAGAGAAAGAGAAGGUACGCCGUCAAAAGAAGAAGCUAUUUACGUUAACCGUCCUUCAGAAGAUACUGAAAAUUUGGAAACUAGUAGAGAAGAAGAUAAAGGCGGAACGCAAUUAAUAUCAGAGAUUGAAGUACCUGAGGCUAUUUAUUCUGAGAUCAAACCCGCUGAAGGUGCUGCAGAAAUUUCAGAAGUGCCAGCGAUAAAUGACACAACUUACAAAAAGGAUGUUUUCGAGACGCUGAGUCCUGAUGGAUUUCUGGUGGUAGAGUUUGAAGGGAACUUCGAACGAGCACGUCAGUUGGUGGAGCUGGUUCAUGGUGGAACUGGAGUCGAACGUCACGAGGCUACUAUGCUGGACGAUGAAGAUCAAUUCGAUUGGAGCUUCAUACAGGACUGGAGGAAACGACCCUCAAGCGGAUGCCGGCCUUCAGAAGACGCCGCGUGGAGUGGAGGAGUAGCAGGAUCCCCGGGAACUGGUGGAGUGGGGGGUGUUGGCGGUCCUGGGGGAGUUAGUGGUGGGGGUGCUGUUAACGGAGCGGGGGGUGCUCGUGCGCUGCGAGUGCGCGUAUCCGGGGGUGCAGCGCCCGCGCAUGCGAGACGUCUAUCCCCACCCCCAUCAGCACACCGCGCUACUACACCCCCACCACCUGCAGACCCACCUAAUAAACCAAACCACGAUGACCCGGCACUCCCACCAACCGACUCUCCGAGCACGGCUCAGCUCAAACCGGUUACGGCGGUCUCUCAUAUAACCGUCGCCAGCUCACCAGUUCGCAGUGCUCCAGCACAAAGCAGCUAUGCCCUGGAACGAAGAGCUCUGAAGCAUGACCAUCAUCAUCGAUCGAUGGAGUCCGUACCGCCUGUGCAGAAUGGAGUCCGAGAGUGCAACAGCAGUUCGGACGAGAACCGGUCCUCGGGGCACGCCUCGAUGUCGGACAGCGGCGGCGCCGACGCGGCUAGAGACGAGCCGCGGCGCUCCCGUCAGCCGCCACACGCGCGCACCAAGCACCGGCCACACAAUAAGUUACAGUCCCCGUGGCCUGGUGGUGGAGGUCUGGAGGACAUCAGAUCUGCCAUCAAGCAGUUGACUCUUCGCUCCAGGGACAGCAGCAGUACCGCUACAAGCGGAGCCUCCAGUGGCGGUGGAGGCAGCAAUACAGGAGCACCAGACGGUGGGAGUGCAGCAGAAGCGCGGAGAAGACGAGCGCCGUUGGUGCGGCAACCCUCGCUCGACACUGUCUGCACCAACGUCACCAGUGCUGACGAGUUCGUGUGGGUGGACUCGCACAACAGACUAGUAGAGCUGCGAUGCGUGCCGUGGACUGCGAGUGAAGUGAGCCGCGCGCUACAAAAUGGCCGAUGCCGGGAAAUUGCGGCCAAAAUGGCGCCGGACACUCCCCCGAGAUUAGCUUACUUAUUACAGAGGGCAUUGGUACGAAUCGCUCGCGAGGCGCAACGCUUGUCGCAGAACUUCGGCUUCUGCUCAAAGCACGAGGUGGCAGGCGCUUUCAAAAUUGUACUGAGCACGCCACUGGCUGACUCUUGCAUCAAAGGCUGCCAGCGCGCGGCGACGAUGUACGCGACGUCGGGCAGCGCGGCGCGGCGGCUGGGCUCGGCGGCGCGCGCGCGCACCAGCCUGGCGCCGGGCCGCUUCCAGCGCUGGAUGCUGGACGUGCGCGUCGCACCCUUCGUGCACGAAUACGCAGCUAUCUAUCUGUGCGCUGGCAUGGAAACUCUGCUGGAGGAAAUAGCCAUGAUCGCAGGCAGCAGCUCAGCCUCUGCCCCUAUUACGCCGGCUGUACUGGAUCAAGCGAUUGCCAACUGCGCUGAUCUGUGGGGACUUCUGCAGCCGUACAGCCAUCUCAACGCCGGCAGGGUCGCUUCAGGAGCGUUAUCUUUGUCUCAUUGGGAAUCCAUGAGUUCCCUUGGAUCCGGCUCUUCAUCAGGCGUGUCCAGACCGGAGAAUCAACAGCUUGGACUUAGUCAUGAUUCAGGAAUAACAACCAACGGUUCCGGAGGAUCGGGCACUAGUGGCGCGUCCGGGGCUAGCGGCGCUAGCGGCGCUAGCGGCGGCAGCUGCGGGGUGUCGGGCGCGUCGGGCGCGUCGGUGCUGCUGACGACGUGCGCGGGCUCGCCGGCCGAGCUGCGCGCCGUGCUGCGCCGCGUGCAGCCCGCGCUGCCGCCGCUCUCGCCCGCCGCCGAGCGCGCGCUCUACUACUACAUGCGAUGCUCUCAGCUGGAGCACUCGAGCGCGGGUGGGGCGUGCGCAGCGUGGGGAGCGUGGGGCGCGUGGGGCGCGGCGCUGUGGGGCGAGCGCGGCGCGGGCGCGCUGCCGCCGCUGGGCGAGUGGGCGCGCGCGGCGCGGGCCUUCGCCGGCCUGCGCGCGCCGCUCGCCGCCUGCGACGCCGACGACGUGCGCCAGGCCGCGCGCCUGCUGCUGCCGCACGCCGACUGCCCGCCGCGCCCCGUCACAGCAGAAGAGGAACUAGAGCCAUCAUGGUCCCGAUGCUCCCGUAACCCUGAGGAGUUGAGCCGGGCAGCGUUGUCCUUGGCACACCGCGCGCUGCUCACAGGAAGACCAGAACUGAUCGGAGGCGCCCGCGCGCUGUUACCACCGCAAGGACUGGAUGCACCUGAUAGCUCGGGACUUACCGUGCUGAUGAAGGCAGCGCUUGCUGGUGAUGAACAUGUGGUCGCUAUGCUGUUGGAAGCGGGCGCGGACCCCAACGUGGAGACGGUGGGCGCCGCCACGCAUCACUCUGCGCUACUCUCCCCGCGCUCCCCCGCGCACCCCUCGAACCCCCCGCACUCCCCACAGCCCAAUCCAUCCAGUGGAUACACGCCCCCUACUGCUGGCUGGACGGCGCUGGUGUACGCGUGCGGGCGCGCGGGCGGCGGCGCGCUGGAGGUGGCGCGGCGCCUGCUGGCGGCCGGCGCGCGCGUCGACGGCGCGCCCGCACGAGCUCCCGACCUCUGCACUCUCACGCCGCUGCAGGUAGCUUGUGGAGUCGGCAAUCUAGAACUAGUCCAGUUGUUGUUGUCGCACGGUGCAGACCCCUUCCUGUCCACGCAGCUCAAUGAUGCCUUGUGCUACUCUGCUGCUGCUCAGUAUGGAUGCUACAGCGCGGUGGCGGUGUGCUGCUCGCACGGGCGGCGCGCGUGCCUGCGCGCGGCGGUGCGCGGCGGCGCGCGGGGCGCGGGCGCCGUGCUGUCGCUGGAGGAGGUGCUGGCGGAGGGCGCGCCGCCCGCCGCGCGCCCGCCGCCCUUCACCAAGCAGCAGCAGCGCGCGCUGCACGACGCCAUGUACUACGCCGCCGAGACCGACCACUUGGAUAUAACAUUAGAGCUCCGUGCGCUAGGAGUGCCAUGGUCUCUGCACGCGUGGACCCUUUCCUUGGCAGCUGCUGCGGAGGCCUCCCUUGACCAUGUCAUAGACCAACUCCUACAAGACUUCUUGCAGGUAUGUCCAUCAGACGACAGCCACUACAGCAAGCAGUUCAUCUACGAGUGUCUCCCUCUGCUGUUUAAUAUCCUUCGGUACAGCAAAAAGGAGGGCACGGUGCUGUUGCUGGCGGACAUCCUGUGCGCGUGCUACGGCCGCGAGCCGGCGCCGCGCGUGCUCGAGCCGCCGCCCGCCGCGCCCGCGCCCGCGCGCGUCGACCCCUCCUACGUCAACAACCCCUCGCUCGCCGACGUCACUUUCCGGGUGGAGGGGCGGCUGUUCUACGGGCACAAGAUCGUGCUGGUGUCGGAGUCGCCGCGGCUGCGCGCCAUGCUGGCGCCGGCGCGCGCCGAGCCCGCCGCCGCCGCGCCGCCGCUCGUGCAGAUCAACGACAUACGCUACCACAUCUUCGAGCACGUGAUGCAGUACCUGUACAGCGGCGGGUGCGCGGGGCUGUCGGUGGCGGACGGCGACGUGCUGGAGCUGCUGGCCGCCGCCGCGUUCUUCCAGCUGCUGCCGCUGCAGCGCCACUGCGAGGCGCGCGCCGCCGCCGCCGUGGACCUGCACAACCUCGUCUCCGUCUACAUACACGCUAAGGUCUAUGGCGCGACGCAACUGCUGGAGUACUGUCAAGGUUUCCUACUCCAGAAUAUGGUUGCUUUACUUACGUACGACGACUCUGUCAAGAGGCUACUAUUUGGCAAGAGGCUGCCCGGCCACAAUGUAUUAGGAGCUCUCCUAACCACAUUACAAAAAAGGAUCGAAUCCAGGAAGAGUCAGUCAAAGAGUAGGUAG